Pelodiscus sinensis (Chinese soft-shelled turtle) is the source of this 2539-nucleotide messenger RNA. NCBI's taxonomy places the organism in Eukaryota, Metazoa, Chordata, Testudines, Trionychidae. The record is from RefSeq and is a predicted model, not a curated record.
AGCCGACUGCCUCCCAAGAGCCCUCUCUUCUGGCUCGUCUAAUAUUUCUCUCCUCACCACUACUUAGUUCUGUCUUUUUCCCGCUCCCCAGGGCUGCACAGGCACUGACGUCUCCCACCCCACAAUCCAGCUCCCCUCCACACACCAUGAAGCUUGGCUACAUCAAAGUCUAUGUCUGGCUGGCCUGUGUCUUAGUCGCCAAUGUGAUACUCUACACUGUGGUGAUGCUCUCAAGGAGGCCGCUCAGCCUGCAGACUCCAAGGAGAACAAUGUUCAUUGGGGGCCAUAUGAAGCUCUGGCAGCCCAUGGACCUCCAUGGCCUCCCACUCUGGCACCUGUUAAAGCUCUACAUGGCCCAGCUGGACAACCCCAUACUGAGGAAUGUCACAGCUCAGUUCAAUCUCAUGCUGCCAGGGACGUGUGGAGAGAGCUUCCAUGGGGCCUCCCAGAAGUUGGCAGAUUUCUCCUCCUAUCCCAGCCACCUCCAGGCUUUCGUCCUGUCCAUGCAUUGCAGGGACUACACACUGCUCAUUGGGCCAGCGGAUGACAAGGCUUGCUCAGAUGGGACCCAACUGCUGGUGGCUGUUAGGUCCCAAUUGGCAAACUUUGACCGACGUCAAGCCAUCCGGCAGACUUGGGGCCAAACAGGGCUGGUGAGGAAUGUGACAGUGCAGACUCUCUUCCUGCUGGGCAGGCAGGGGUCAGGGGACAGAUAUCCAGAUCUGGAAGCACUUCUGCAGUUAGAGAGGCGGAAAAACAAGGAUCUCCUGCUUUGGGACUUCCAGGAUACCUUCUACAAUCUGAGCCUAAAAGACAUCCUAUUCCUAGGGUGGCUAAAGGGACACUGCCCCAGCGUGGAGUUCAUCUUCCUGGGGGAUGAUGAUGUCUUUCUUAGGGUGGAUGCUCUUGUGGCUUAUACUGGGAGCCUUAAUGCUACCCCUCAACGGGGCUUCUUCACUGGCCAUGUCAUCCAAGAUGCUGCCCCAGUCCAUGACAGCAAACACAAGUAUUAUGUCCCUGAGUCCUUCUAUCAAGGCACCUACCCGCCCUAUGUGGGGGGUGGAGGGUUCCUCUGUUCACGGGAUGUGGCCACCCAGCUCUACGAGGCCUCAUGCCACUUGCCCCUUUUCCCCAUCAACAACGUCUACCUGGGGAUCUGCUUGGAGGAGCUGGGGCUUGUGCCACAGAAUCAUCCUGGUUUCUGGACUUUCAACAUGGAGGAUGAGGGACAGGAGGAUCUGUGUGCUUAUAAAGAUCUCAUCCUGGUGGAACACAGGAAACCCCAGGAUAUCAUUCGGCUGUGGCGAGGCCUGCAUGACCCUGCUUUGACCUGCUAGGUUAUGGGCAUUUUGGUUGUCUACUUUUCUUUGGUGGCCAUCUUGGUUUUCUAGCUUUCAUUGGCGGACAUAUUGGCUGACCAUCUUGGCUAACUGGUUGACCAGUGAUCUUUGAAGGCUGUCUUUGCCUCCUGGAGGAUAUUCCUCCAUUCAUGCAUGGCUACAUCUCCCUCAUGUUGACUCCAAGAACUGCUGCACUUGUAGAGGUCCAGUUCUGAAUCCCACAAUCCCAGAAUCUGGAGGCUGAUUAAGCCAUUGGGACCCACUCCACCUCGCUACCUUCAGCUGAUGUCUUAGACUCCCUACCUUCAGCUGAUGCCAUCUCCAGCCCUGGAAAAGCUGGUGUUGGUGCCAAUAUGGUCCAGGGUGUGGGGGGCAUGGGUGGGGCUCAAACCCAUGAAGAUGGCAAUGCCAGUGUUGCCAUGUUGGAGGAGUGAAUGGCUCAGUAGGGGGCACUCUCCCCUCAGAGUAGAUGCUUCCCCCAGUGCCCUAGUGUGCAUUUGGGAGCUCUUUGCUGCAGAAAACAGGACAGGGAGGUCAGAAGGAGGUGCUCUCCAAUUGCAAUCCAUGCUGACCCCACAUUGAAUUAGACGUUGUUACCUGUAAGGGGUGCAUAGACUUAUCUUGGGGCUUAUCUAGAGUUGCAACUGGAGUGGUCAUUUUUAUAUGCAAUUCAUUGGCAACAUGCAGAAAUCCUCUCUUUUUGUUCUUGGUUCCUCCUGCAUUCAGAGAAGCAGUGCGUUGUACAUUUCUUAUAAAUAAUCAAGAUUGCAUCAAAGAAAUACCUGAAUAUCACCAAUAUCUCCUGUUAACUAGAACACCUCCUGAGCCCUGAAAUUUGACUAUUUGCUUGGAUCAAAAAUGGGCAACACCACAAACUUUACAUGGUGCAUCUCACAGCAGGUAAAUUAUGGUACAUAGUAACUACAGCGCUGUCUAUGAAUUGUGCUGGCUGUGAUAUAUUGCAUGUCUUUGUUUGUCGUUUGCCUCCUGCUAGACAGUAACAAGCUGGUAGGGAAUGUUUUCCCUCACCCUGCUGUUGCCUGAGCUAUGCUGUUCUGUAGUGAUACCAUAGAUACAGUCUUUGGUCACUGUGGCUAUGUCUACAUUGCACGCUUAUUUUGAAGUAACUCAUGUUAUUUUGAAAUAACAGAGUGCGCAUCUAGAUAGCAAGGUUGUUAUUUUGAAAUAAUUUCAAAAUA